AUGAAUCAAGCUCUGGGGCUUACACAUCUCCCCGGAUCGCAGCAACAGCAGAACCGCCAAAUUUGCUUUGAGGAAACAUCAAUACCUCAGGCUGUCCACCCGCCUACGAGUGCACCAUCGAGCCCCCUACGAACCCAAUGUCGACAACAAAGUCCCGACAGUUUGUUUGAUGACGAUGAAACAUUCGAGUUGUCAUGGGAAAGCCAGCUUAUGGAUAUCCUACCACCGGAAGAACUUCUUGCCUCCUAUAGUAAUGAGCAGAAUACACCAGGCGCGGUGAUCAACACUCUGGAAUCUGGAUCGAACCAAGGAGCCGAAAGACAUGAAGCUCAAACUGCUUCAGGGUCCGUGGGAGAUAUAAAUCCCGUACCUGAUAGUCCAGCAGGGUUUCAUCAUGAGUCGGAUUGUCGGAAAAGGCCUUUUUAUAAUGAUAACAUAAGCCGGGCCUGGGGAGGAUCCCGACGCAUUUUGGACAAUCCCUGUUCUGAAAAAGAGUUGUCUGCUAAUUCUCUGAUUAAUGGCACUUCUCCUAUCGCUGCUGCUGCAAUUGAGCAUAUCCCUGAAACCACUACUCCUCAACGCCCAGAGGAAUCAUGCAAAGCUCAGGAUGUAUCAGAGUCUAUCCAAUUUGUUGAAAACUAUAUCACCAAAAAUUUCCGUCUCAGGAAGGAGGAUAUACUUGCCACCCAACAUCGCGAAAUUUUUCGUCACGUCCCAAAGCCUGAGGUGUAUAUAUCUCCCUACCCCAAGUACCGUGGGCCAUUAGGAUAUUUUCCUUCUGCACCGGCAACACAUGCCAGGUGUAUUGAGGUUGCGCCCGAUGAUGUGGCAGUACGAUUGGAGGAAUACCGUCGAAAUCUCCAAAAGGUUAGAUCCGAACGAAGCAAAUACAGAACUGUGUGGGCUGAAUGGAAAACCGUCGACCCUACAACUGGGAAGAGUAAGGAGCAGAUGUUGAAAGAAGAGCCAUUCCGCCUAAAGCGUGCCCUGUUGGCCCAAGAAAGGAAAACCGAAGAGUUUAGGAAGCAAGCUGAGGAUUGGCGUGGCCAAUACAACAACCUUGCCAUCGCAUACAAUGGACUUGUCCAGCAUUUGCACAUGCUCCAAUCCGCCCAGAUCCUUCGUCACCCAGCACAUCUUCCUCCUGGACAUCCAACACCAGUACCAUCACCACAGCCCGAACUUGUCACAGUAGACUCAUCCAUUAACUUACCACCCGAUCCGCCGAGAGCAGCCCGGAAUACACCUCACCCGCAUCCCAUUACUAUCGAUUUGACUGAUGACGAACCCACGAACCACAAUACCAAGGACUUAUCCUCCGUCUCUUUCCUUGCGGAGGAAUAUUCUGGCAAACAUGCCGCAGAAGAGCUUCGAACCGCCAUGUGUCGCAAAGAAUAUCAAUGGCUCGGUAAAAAUAACCGGCCACCAAGACGUUUGCUGCCAGCAAUUCCGUCUCUACGGGGAGAAUUACCACAAAAAUCGACAUACUCCACCAGCGCAGCUCCAUCCGUCACUACACAAGGCGAUUCUGCCACAUCAGCCUCCGCUACAAGCUCAGAAGCUAUGAUGGAGGGACGGCCACACGACUCUAAUGAUAAUAUUGAUGAAUUGGCUCGAGCUUUAGAAGCAGAAUUAGAGCGAGGCACAUCAAUUUCAUGCUAA
This is a messenger RNA of Histoplasma mississippiense, 1662 nucleotides long. RefSeq lists its product with no specific name. The transcript is spliced from 3 exons. Lineage: Eukaryota; Fungi; Ascomycota; Eurotiomycetes; Onygenales; Ajellomycetaceae. The record is from RefSeq and is a predicted model, not a curated record. Bases 1 to 1662 code for a protein of 553 amino acids.